Formica exsecta is the source of this 4493-nucleotide messenger RNA. RefSeq names its product zinc finger protein 62 homolog. The record is from RefSeq and is a predicted model, not a curated record. The transcript is spliced from 3 exons. Lineage: Eukaryota; Metazoa; Arthropoda; Insecta; Hymenoptera; Formicidae. Gene Ontology annotation, biological process: regulation of DNA-templated transcription. Gene Ontology annotation, molecular function: RNA polymerase II cis-regulatory region sequence-specific DNA binding; DNA-binding transcription factor activity, RNA polymerase II-specific. The coding region runs from base 311 to 3262 and encodes 983 amino acids.
AAAGCUGCUUGAGCUGCUAUGUGCCACAUGUGAAAGUGGACUCGUCCAGAAUGGUUGAAAACGCAACGUUCGCAAUUCUCUCGUCAUCUUUCUCUCUUAUACUCCUCGAAUAUUAAUAUUUCAAGCUAUUCUACUUAGCUACACAUUAUCUUUAUCUUCCAAGAAUUUGUCUAUAGUGCGCAUGAGUCUGUGAAGACAACGGAUACCGACGCUUCAUUCAGAAUCCGGUGGUGCAGUCUGUCUACGUUAUACAACGGCGUACUGGAUCAAUCGUGGCUCAUCAAAGUAUCAGAUUGUACCCUAUCUCGAGAUGGCCGACAACAUCACCACCGUCUACGGAGAUAAGAAUGACGAUAGUGAUUACACAGCAUCACUAGUAUCACCUCUUCUCACCGAUUUUGAAAUUCAGUGCAAACCAGAACCAUGUUCCAAUCUACCUAACUCGACCGACGAGGACCUAUCGGUGUUUGAUGAACCCUCAACCUCAACAUUGUACACUCCAGUAUCUGUACCUACGAUAAAAAAUCCAAUUGUUUUGUUAGAAAGAUGUGAUAAAAUUUGGCAAACAUUACAAAUGAUAAAGAUUAUACAAACUGAGAAACCAGUCAAUGAUGACAAUGAAGAAAGUAAAAAGGAAGAAGUACAAUAUUCAGAUAAUGCCAAACAAUCUGUAUCACCUAUCAUGGAUCAACCUGCAUUGAGAAAUCAUAAUACAGUGCCAUUACCUUUCAAGUUUUCUGUCCAAAAAACAAAAAAAUUAUAUCCUUGCACUAUAUGUGGUAAGCAAUACUUGGAAAGACGAUCCUUAAGAAAGCAUUCGGAAAGAGUACAUGGAAUUACUAUACCAUUACUCAUCAAAGGUAGACGUCCCAGAAAUACUUCACUAUUAUCUAACAAAAAGAAUUUCAACAAAGUCAAUCUAGUUACUUCACUUAAUAAAGAAGGUAGUGAUUUUGAAAAUCUUAAUGACAAAGCUUCACAUCCAAAGACAAAAUUUGUAAAUGCUAAAACUGUUGCUUUACGAUCUACAGUGUUAAGGAAAUUUGUCAAAUGCACAUUGUGUCAACAGAAAGUAACAUCUAUAAGGAAACAUUUAAUUUAUUAUCAUAAAAUUGGUGGUUCUUCAAGUGUAGUAGAACAACUAGAAUCUUCAUUAUUAAUUGAGAAUGGAACAUCAUCUGAGGAUAAGAAACCUACAUUAGAAAAUAUUUCCACCCAGAAAUCUCCACAAUCUGCUAAGAUGAAUAUGCAAGAUGGUUUUCGCAUAAUGGAUAAUGAAGCUGAUACUCAUAAAACAUCUCAAGUUAAGAAAAAACGAAAGUAUACAUUAUCUUAUGUAAAUGCUAAGAAAAGAUUCAAGUUGAACAACGAGCGUUAUGUAUUUACUCGACAUGGGCCUGCUGUAACACAGAAACAAGCAUCUUUUAUUCAUACCAGACACAACAAUCGUACAUCAUAUCAAUGCGACAUUUGUUUAGGAAUAUAUGCAUCUGAUCGUAGUUUGUACAAACAUAGACGCAAUCACAUUUUUCGUGGAGAAACUAAAGAAAAUAUUCACAAUGUCAAAUGUAGAUAUCAUAAUUCACCAUUUAAUAAGAAAUACAAAUUAUUGCUGUCUUCCACAAUGUCAACUGAUACAACUGCAGAAAAUACUAGCAAUAGCAUCAAUGAUGUACAAAAUGGCAAAAUUUCCAAGAUUAAUCAAACAGUUCAAUACAAUGGAAAAAUAGACAAGAGCAAUGAAACUACUUGUAUAUGCGGAAGAUCAUUUCGAAAUCCUCAUACCUUGUUCAUUCAUAAAAAAAGCUGUGAGUUAUAUAAACAGGAAGAUACUAUGUCGCAAUAUACAAGUGUCAGUAGUGAUUCUGGAAUUGGUAUUAACAUAACGAUAAAGAAACUAAAUGAUUCCUAUAAGAUUGUUGGAAAAGAUAAUAAUGAAAGUAAACUCCAAAAAUCUGACAUCCAUUUCAAAGAAAAUAAUUUGUCUAUAUCUAACACAUCUGAUCAUACUACCAAAGAGUCUGUUAAUUUAUGCGCUAAACAAAAAGAAUCAGAUAAAUCUGAAUUAUUUAAUUACAGUAAAGAUCAUAGCUUUUUGAAGUUACAUGUUGCAGAUGAAGAUGUAAUUAUCGAUAUCGAAGAUGAUAUACAAAUUGAAUUUGAUAAAAAUAAUACAUCAAAGAAAAUGGUUACACAACAAGAUAAUAAAAGGUAUAUGUCAAAGGAGCAGAAUGAUGUAAAAAAUUUGAAAAAUGAACAAGUUUCUGAUAAAAUCGGUACAUCAAAACGAAUAUGUCAAGACGUUCUAGACAUUUUUGCACAUAAAUCUAAGAGUGCAGUAAAAAAUGGAAGUCAGGAAAACAGCCAGGUUGAAGAUCGGGAAAUAUGUCAGGAUAGCCAGAUUAAAAGUCAGAAAAUACAUCAGGAAAAGAAAAGAAAGUUACGAUCUUCAAAUAAACGACGUCGAAAUGAUGAAAAGAAGUUUGAUCAUUUGAACAAUGGAAUGGAGGUUUGUAUGACGAAAUUUGAUCCAUUAUCGGUAUGUGGAUAUUGUAACGAACAGUUUGACACAAUUAAUUCAUACUAUAAUCAUCAGUGUACUGUUAAAGAGGGGAGACCAUUUGAUGAAUUUUCACUACAGUUAUUAUGUUUCCAUUGUGAAGAUGUUUUACAUAAUUUCAAUGAAUAUGAUAAGCAUAUGAGAGUCAAACAUUUUGAUAAUGCGUAUCAUUGUUACCUAUGUAUCAAACGAUUUCUAAGCGAUAAAGCGCGAUUACAACAUAUUAGUUUAGAGCAUAACAAUAUGUCUUGCAGAUUUUGUGAUGAAAAAAUUUCUAUUAAAGUUAAAGCCUUACACGAAGGUUAUCAUUUAGGUUUUGGUUAUCCCUGUCAUAAAUGUAAAAAAGCUUAUACGAAUGGAAAGAAUCUUUCUUAUCAUAACUAUAAGUCUAGAUUACAUCCAAAGACUGAUAAUCUAGUAACUUGUACCAUAUGUUUAAAAUCUGUAAAAGUACGAAGUUUUCGCACUCACAUGUCUACGCAUAAACAUAACGCUUGUUAUUUUUGUGGUAAAGUGUUUUCUAACAAAACAGGUAUAGAGUUCCACACCAUGAUACAUCAUGGUACACAGUCUAAAUUAAAGUGUAAUGUCUGUGGUACGCGUUUCUUCACUAAGAAACAACUCGAGAAACAUGCAAAGGUGGAUGGAUGUAAUAGUGGCAUACAAGGAGUGAAAAAUAGAAAUACAGUAGCGCAUCAUUAAUAAUAUAUUUGUUUAAGAAUAGUAGUAUAUAUAUAAACAUAAAACAGAUUAAUGUGAGAAUUAAUAUCAGAUAUAAUUAAAAAUCUUUUACAUUGCAAAUUAUUUAUAAUUUAAUACAGAUGUGCAGGUAGUUUUGAUGCAUUAUAAUUAGGUUUGCUAUUAAUAUAUAGAGCAAACCUUUGUAUAAUUCGAUUUUGUUGUAUAGCUAACAUGCGCAUACCGAUUAUUGCGCAUAAAUACAUGUGAAAUAAAAAUGAAUACAUGUUCCAUUAUUUUUAUGUAUAAGACAUGGGUGAUGCUUUGUAAAACCACCUGUAACUCUCUCUUGUCAUAUGUUCCAUAAUGUUCUAUAUAAUAUAUAAACCGAUUAUGAACAAAUAUUUUCGCGUUCUAUUACAUUCUCACAUGUGUCUAUUGUAUCGUCUGUGUAGCAUUAAUAUCUUAUAAAUCUUGCAAACUAAAUUUUUUCUUAAAACAAAAUUUUUCAUAGAUAUAUCUGUUUUAUAUCAAUGAUUAAAGUUGUUUUUUUUUUGUGUUGAACGCUUUUAGUAUUCUUUCUAUAUUAUCUGUUAAUUACAGUUAUUGUUUUACAAGAUAUUAAUUUACACAAAUGAUAUUUCAACUAAAUUUACUGAUAUUAAUAUCUUCUAUAAAAUUGUACAAAAUUUAAGAAUACAGGAUCUUUGUAUAAAUGAUGUAUAUCCUAUCUUUAUUCAAAGAUAAUAGAGCAUUGGACGUAUGUGAUAUUUGCGUUGAAUGCAUAUUAAUAUUAAUGUUGUAUUUUCAUUAUUGAUGUAGAGAUGAGUAAGCAACAACAAAAAAUAUCAUUACCAACUCAUGUUUAAUAACACUCUUAGGAACAAGUGUUUUGAAAACAUGUUAUUUGUAUCAAUAGUAUAUCGUUUAUUUUUAAACUUGUUAUUUACAUGAAAAUCAUAAUAAACCAAAGGAACAUAAUCUUGGUACACAAAAGGUAUCAUAUGUUAUUAUAUACAUAUAUGUGUAUUCUUUUUUAAGAUCUGUGCAUCGAAUUUAUAUUGCAUCAUACGUAACAAUAUCAUGAUAAUGAAAUUAAUUUUAUAAUACGUGGAAAUUAAACGAUAUAAAUUUUUUACUUUGAACAUAUGUAUAUAUUUUUAUGAUAUGUAUGUAUUGUUAAAUUUUAACUGUUUCCCAUUUUCGUGGUAUGUAACUGAUUAAUGUGAAAGAUAUAGUCAUAUUUUAUUAAUCC